AUGACCCAAUCAACGCCCGACAAUCCCACAAGUACGCUAGAUAUCUCAAGUUCCCUCGAAUCACGCAAAAAGCUGCCUGCUGCAACAGAGACGAGCGAAAUGUCUGUGGAGACGGCCGCUAAUACCGUGCCGCCUCAAGAAGCUGUGGUACAGCUGGACGAGCAUCUGGCCGCAGCGUUACGGACACCUCGAGACAGGGUUUACCUCUUGACCUUGGAAGAGCGAUGGCGAGGACUUGACCCCAAUCUACCGUGAGUCGCGGGACGCCGAAGACGAUGGAUCGAGAUGAAAAUGUGUAGAGAUGGGCAGCGAUACAUGCACUCCGCGGCAGAGCCGCGGCAGUUCUGCUCACUACCCCUCAUUGCUUUUGGGAUUACAGGCAAUGGGUCCUGCCUCCUGCUCCACUCUAUGAGAGAACGCUCGCCGCUCGACUGGCUGCGCAUUUGGGCUUUGAGACAAGCACCGCGCCCGGAAACUCCAAUGGUCUUCUCGUUAGUCGAAUAGGCCGCACAAUGUGAGUAGUCAACGAGACCCGCACCCAUUCUCCUUGCGUUCAGUUCCGCUAAAGCUUAACUUGCUUUCAGGCCCUCCGAGAGGCUGAUGCAACUCGCAAGACCGCCAUCCCCAUCUGAGCCUGUCAAAUUGCUCUCCCGACCUUCACCUCAGUCGCAUGCUCCGGCUCCCCCGGCUUUGAGUGCUCCCGUGCCAAGCCGCGACGUGUCUCGAGCCUCGCCUACAAGUACUUCCGCAUCUAGCACUGGCACAACACCCUCAUCACAGCCAUCCGGUAGCGGCACCGCAGCCCGCACUAUGCGGAUCAUGAAACGUGCGCCUGGCGCUGGAAACGGCAGAGACGCGUCCUCAAGACAAAGUGCGAGGCCGGCGCCAACGAUCGGUGAAAGAGAAAAGGCGUACAAAGAAGCUAGAGAGCGCAUCUUCGGUCCUGCGGCUUCCUCAUCAGCUCCUGAGUCUGUUUCGGUAUCAUGCACGGACAGCCCUGCUAGUGCUGCGCACGAUGAGCUCACUCCAGAUCUCUCGAGCAAGGAAGCUGCACCGCCAAGUGUGACGAACAAUAAUCGACAGCCCAGCACGUAUUCAGAUGGCUAUGCGCGGCCUAUGAACAAUUCGACGCCGAGUUUACGCUCCACUGCGCCCGCCUUUGCACCCGCAGGUGUGACAGCAUGGAGCGCUCAGGCAACUUCCUUCUUGCCGGGAAUGCCGGCUGGAGGCAUGACGCCCCAGCCUGGCGGCUCAGUACCGAUGUCACAGAAGAGCAGUCAGGACGCAUUCAAUCCGUUUCCGCCUUCAAGAGGCUCAGCUAGCACUGCUGGGAGCUCAGCGGGUGGCGAGGAAUCGAGCGAUCGAGAUGCUCAAACAUCUACGGUUGAUGGGGUCGAUGCACGGGACUUGGGUCGAUGGGACUACGUGCCCGGCGGAAAAGGGGAAUAUGUUGUUCGGCCUAGACCAGAGCAGGCAGGUCCGGGCACUCCUCCAUCAUCUGGUUCGCCCACUGCCCGCUUCAACACAAGCUCUAAGACCCCUGGGCCCCAGCAUGGCGAGCGACCCGAAAGCAACCACGCAGCUCGUGCGCCCUUUGCACCUGGUUCCGCUCAUGUGAUUCAACCAAAUCAGCAAGCACAAAUACCAGAUCAGAGCUCAGCUUUCUACCAGUACCCUCAGUACGCGGGGUAUGGCGCCGACCCCCAUUCUUUCUUCCAGCUGCAGUACGGUUCCCAGCAGUUGCAGCCAAUGUACUACGGACAGCAAGGACAGCAAGUGAUGUAUCCACAAGCCAAUUAUGGAUACAUGCAGUCAGGCUUGCAGCAAUGGCAUCAGCCAGUGGCUCAAGGUUCGCCUGAUCAGAGUGGCGCGUCGGGCUAUGCUCCAUUCACGGCCCAGAACCAGGCAGCACAUCCGGCUCAGCAGUUCCAAAAUGCCUCGUCUUUGCCGACCGCUAGGCCUGCGGUCGCGCAAGGUGAUGACCUCGCAGUUGCGGUGCCGAGUGAUGGCGCUGCGCAGCCUUCAAGGCUGGACAAGACGGGCGUUAGUAGAGGUAGGGUGCCUGGAUUGGGAGAAAGGGCUUUAUACGACCCAGCAGCUGGCAUGGUCACACGGACAGCUAGUAGUGGUCGACCUUCCAUGGUGAGUGUGUGAGACAUGUCACAACACUUCCCUUGUCAGGUUUUUACUCUGUGAAAUCAUGUUUUCUCCAACGUCAGACACCAUCGGCUUCCGCGUCAUCGUCGUCAUCCAUUGCUUCAUCUCGAUCUUCUAGCGGCCCCGCUGGGCUCGGCCGCAAGAUUGGCAACGCGACGCAUUUGCACCAUUCUCUGCCCCCCAAACCCGACUGGAUCUCCGGCACGACGCCCUCGCACUCAAUUGCGGUCCCGGAAUCGACGCCACCAGAAACGUCGAAUAGCCCUAAGAUUCAAUCCCAGCAGACGUUGGACGCGUCGAUUUCCAAGUUCAAAGACCUCUCUCUGGGCGGAGAGUUUGACGGUAACAGCGACGCAGCACCAUUGGCACGUACGAGAGAAGCGACCGUGACGCAGGGCUUGGCUCCAUCCCCAUCAAAAGCGCGAGAAGCAGAAUUUCCCGCAUUGCCGUUCAACGGAACGGCGGCAUCGGCCUUGCCGAAAUCUUCUACUUGGGCAGCUAAAUCUUCCGCGCACAAGGUCUCUCCCCAGGGUGCGGAGAAAGCCCAUGAUGGCGCCGAAAGGCAAGAGAACGCCGCGAAUAUAUAG
Molecule: messenger RNA, 2744 nt
Organism: Ceraceosorus bombacis
Lineage: Eukaryota; Fungi; Basidiomycota; Exobasidiomycetes; Ceraceosorales; Ceraceosoraceae
Source: the annotation of a GenBank genome assembly